Molecule: messenger RNA, 543 nt
Organism: Chenopodium quinoa (quinoa)
Lineage: Eukaryota; Viridiplantae; Streptophyta; Magnoliopsida; Caryophyllales; Amaranthaceae
Product: protein FAR1-RELATED SEQUENCE 5-like
Exons: 1
Coding region: 1-543 (180 amino acids)
Biological process (GO): regulation of DNA-templated transcription
Source: RefSeq, a predicted model, not a curated record
AUGUCAACUAUUCCAGAGCAAUUUCCUGAUGAUCAUCCAAACAUCCGGCACAUUUACAAUUGCCAUAAUGAUUUCAGGAUGGAGAUGUUCGAAGGAAGAGGAGUUGUUCAACAAUUUCUUCAUUUGCCGAGAGAGAGUAAGUACAUUUACUGGGUCAUGACCGACGAUCUCGACGUCUUGCAACAUGCAUUUAUGGUGCACCUGAUCACGGUCAACAUACUCCGCACAUACCCACAUGUCAUAUGUAUGGAUUCUACUUACAAGACCAAUCGAUAUGGGAUGUCGUUCUUUGAGAUAGUAGGUGUGACACCGACAAACCAGAAUUUUCUAGUUGGUUAUGUUUUCAUGCGUGGCGAGUGCACGGAUAGCUAUCGGUGGGUGUUGCAGAGAUUAAGGGAGUUGAUUGGGUUUGAUAAAGAGCCAUCUGUAUUUUUGUCAGACCGUGAACUUGGGCUAUGUGCGGCUUUGAGAGAAGUGCUUCCAAGGACGUCACAUUUACUCUAUCGAUGGCACAUCAAUAAAAAUAUGUGGAGGCUAAGGUGA